AUGGACGAGCAAAUGCUCAGCAUCAAGCACAAGGUCAAGCGCUACCUCACCGAGGUAGCCCAGUACAGCAGGAAAGACCCCAACUCACUCAGACACAUCGAAAACCCCACCUUCGGCAUCUUCUACAAGGUUCACAACUACGUCGUCUUCACCGUCAUCGCAGACAAGUCCUACCCGCUCAACUGGCAGGCGCCUUCCUCGACUCCCUCAUCACGCCCUUCUUCGACGAGGAAGAUCAAGGAGAAGAAGAGGGAGUUUGAAGACCCUGGCUCAGUUAAGAAUGUGGACCGCAUGAAACGCGAGCUCGAGGCCAUUCACAACAUCAUGAAGGAAAAUAUGAGCAUGCUGGAGGGACGGCAGGAGGAUCUACAGCAAACGUCUUAA
This is a messenger RNA of Nymphaea colorata (pocket water lily), 384 nucleotides long. RefSeq lists its product as uncharacterized. The record is from RefSeq and is a predicted model, not a curated record. The transcript has 2 exons. The coding region runs from base 1 to 384 and encodes 127 amino acids. NCBI's taxonomy places the organism in Eukaryota, Viridiplantae, Streptophyta, Magnoliopsida, Nymphaeales, Nymphaeaceae.